Mesocestoides corti is the source of this 1017-nucleotide messenger RNA. Lineage: Eukaryota; Metazoa; Platyhelminthes; Cestoda; Cyclophyllidea; Mesocestoididae. The record is from the annotation of a GenBank genome assembly.
AUGAUUCUCAUUGAACCUUUGCAUACAGCGGUUAGAGAUACUGUGCUAUCUCAAUUUCAAGCUUAUAAGGAGUACGGAGAAAAUCCUUCAACAAGCCUGUUAACGCUCAUAUUCCUCGUUGACAGCGCACCGAAGCCGAGCGACGUUUUAGCUAAAGUGUCGGACUUUGAUGGAGUUCUGUACACCAUCACGCAAGAAGCUGGCAGUAGUCGUCUCACUGUUAGCAUCUCUCUGAGUUUCUUCAAGGAAAUUGAAAAGUUUGGAGACUCUAAGGUACUUGCGAGAGAAUAUGGAGAGUACCUGAGGCCUAAAGCAGAAUCUGGGGCUUCCGUGACUCUCGAAUUCGAUUGUAACCAUCUUCCAGCUGAUAUCGAGGCUCUUGCUAUCAAAGCGGCUUCUCUACGACGCAAUUGCUUCGCCAGCGUCUUCGAGCACUUUUUCGACUAUCAAAUAGCUAACGCUUCCACGCCGAAUGCCCAAACCCUUCAGGGCACCAUUCACUUCCGCUCAGAUGAAACGAUGUUUGUCCAGGCCAUGCCUGAUCGAGUAACGGUGAUCUUCAGCACCCGUUUCAAAGACUCCGAAGACAUAGUCCUGGGCAAAAUCUUUUUGCAGGAGUUUUCUGAGGCCAAGCGUCGCUUUGAUGGAGCACCACAGGUUAUCUACCAACAUCGCGACCCUCCGAAGGAACUUCGUGGGACCGAUGCGGCCUCCGGGGACAACAUCGCCUACAUCACCUUCGUUCUUUCGCCGCGUCACGUCUCUGUGAAGAACAGGGCGAAAACCAUUGACUUGAUCCACGCAAUGCGCACGUAUAUGCACUACCACAUCAAGUGCAUGAAAGCCUACCUGCAGAUGCGCAUGCGCGCCAAGACGAGCGACUUCCUGAAGGUCCUCAACCGGGCCCACCCCACGCCCGAGUCCGGUCCGGCAAGCUACGCUGUCAAUGUUAGCGACACCUCCGGCAUUGGCAUGCUCAGCACCUCCGCGAGCUUCCGUACGGUCCGAACUGGCUGA